This is a messenger RNA of Fusarium venenatum, 219 nucleotides long. Lineage: Eukaryota; Fungi; Ascomycota; Sordariomycetes; Hypocreales; Nectriaceae. The record is from RefSeq and is a predicted model, not a curated record.
AUGAGACACAACGCCAUCCUUGCGUAUAGACUACGGCUGGAUGAUAGAUGGCUUCGAAACAGAUUCAACGAUCAGACGAUUGUCGUUGAGAAAUCGGGAGAGGAGUUUGUGUUUUAUUUGCCUCGAGCGUUGACUUCUACUUUCUUGUUUCUCUACCUUGAUUCGGGGCUUUUUUUGUUACUGAUGGUUGCCACAGGCGGAACAAAACGAGAUUCUUGA